Caenorhabditis briggsae is the source of this 1173-nucleotide messenger RNA. Gene Ontology annotation, molecular function: 5'-3' DNA helicase activity. NCBI's taxonomy places the organism in Eukaryota, Metazoa, Nematoda, Chromadorea, Rhabditida, Rhabditidae. Bases 1 to 1173 code for a protein of 390 amino acids. The transcript is spliced from 4 exons. The record is from RefSeq and is a predicted model, not a curated record.
AUGGCACACAAAGGAGUGAUCUUCGUAGCUCACAACAUGUCCGGAUAUGAUGGUCAAUUCAUUCUGAAAAAAGCAAGCAACAAGUCAGCUCCAGAGUUAGUUUAUGAAGAGGAGGCAGAGAAGGUCGUGGAGAAGCGAAGCGUCCAGUGGAAGAGCGUGCUGAGGACGCCGCAGUUGGCGGCGGUGCGGCCGAAGUGGCGAGAGAAGAGUAUCUCCCGGAGGCGCAGAGGGAGAAAGACUCUAUGCCCACUCUAUGCCCUGGCAGCGUUGGCACUCAUGUUCCAGAGAGCUCGGUUGGCUCUCGUCGGAGAUAUCCAUCAGCUGCCCCCCUUUGAGGACUCCGACCUUCCAAAGGAUCUUGCCGCAUUUGCAAUCUCCAGAGUUCUCCAAGAAGCAAUCAAGAGAAGGACACUCCCGAUCAUCGAUCUUACGGUUGGCCGCCGCUGCCCACCGCAAGUGACCAGGAUGUACAACGAGCUGUUCUACAAUCAACGCCUCGCGUCCCUAUGGUCGCCGGAAAAGGAAGCCGAGCUGAGGGCAUUCACCGCCGCCCUCAAAUUUGGGAAUGAUUUUCCAAUACAGAUCUUAGAUCUACAAUCGUCACACACACAGGCAGGCACUUCGCUCACCAACAUUGAAGAAGCAAAAGCAGCUGUUCGAAUCGCCAGAACCAUCCAAACGCGUGUCGGAACAAACGACAUAGGAAUCUUGUGUUUUUACAAAGCACAAGCGGGAGAAGUCGCCGCUCUUCUUGGAGAUGCCCCCUUUUACGUUGGCACAAUCGACAGAUCUCAAGGCCACGAAUUCCAGGUCGUCAUCAUUCUGAUCACCCGGACUUCGUCCUUCAGGGAUUCCGAGUUCAUCGAGGACAGCCGCCGUAUAAACGUGGCAAUCUCAAGGACCAAACGGAUCUGUUGCAUCAUCGUCGACAGACCGAAGGUCACAACCAACGGAACGUGGAGUCGUCUGAUCCGGAGGAUCCCGCACGAGGCCAAAUCCAACUUCUCCGUCAUGACCGCCCAUCAGAAGGCAAACCAUCACCAGACAUCUGGAGACAAAGUGCAAGCUGCUCGGAAGCUCCACCCACCGUCAGCAGAUCAGCGGACUAUAAAUAUUCCCCCCAUCGUUCUCUCGAGGCCUGAGAUCUUUGCUUUCAUUCUGUUUGUUAUUUAA